AUGAUAAUCGCCAGAAUGCAGUUCAGCUUCGUCAUCGUCCUUACUGGACUCCUUUCCCUUGUGGCUGCGCAACCAGAGGGGGCUGAGAAGAGGCAAGAUGCUGCACAAUCGACAGUCGCCGCCGACCAGCUAUUGUCAUAUUUCUCAGUGCUCGCAACCAACACAGCCUUCGUCGCCGCCGGCUCCGCCAUCCAAACCGACGCCGCCGCUAUCUCCUCCCUCUCCGCUUUUGAAGAUUCCGUUUCCGCUGUCUUUGCCACGCAGGGAACCCUGGCAGCCAACUACCUCGAGGCUAUCCCUGCCGCGGUCCGUCCCUUCUUCAGCUCCGUAUAUGCUGCCCAAGCUAGCAUCCUCACCGCGAACGGUUUCAGCAAUCCCAUCUCGACGUUGCAAAGUGAGGUUGGAGGAAAGGCGACGAGUACGAUUAAGGUGGCAGCAGCGCGGGAGACGGGCAUGGGCCGCCUGGGCAGCAUGGUUGUUGGCGGGGCGGUGGGAUUUAUAGGGAUGGUGGUCGCGUUGUAA
This is a messenger RNA of Drepanopeziza brunnea f. sp. 'multigermtubi' MB_m1, 522 nucleotides long. RefSeq lists its product as uncharacterized. NCBI's taxonomy places the organism in Eukaryota, Fungi, Ascomycota, Leotiomycetes, Helotiales, Drepanopezizaceae. The record is from RefSeq and is a predicted model, not a curated record.